Molecule: messenger RNA, 892 nt
Organism: Leptopilina heterotoma
Lineage: Eukaryota; Metazoa; Arthropoda; Insecta; Hymenoptera; Figitidae
Product: guanylate kinase
Exons: 5
Coding region: 183-827 (214 amino acids)
Biological process (GO): purine nucleotide metabolic process
Cellular component (GO): cytosol
Molecular function (GO): GMP kinase activity
Source: RefSeq, a predicted model, not a curated record
AGGUUCGUAAAAGUUUGUAAGAGUACCAUAUUUCGCAGUAAAGUAAACGUGAUAAACGUCAUUACUCCAAAUUAAUCUUGUUUGUUAAAUAGUUUUUUAUUUAUCCUUUCUGACUAAAAGUGAACAAAAAUAUUCAAGUUUUAUCAAUAAUUUAUCGUCGGUAAGAAAAAGGUACUUUGAAUAUGGUUCAAAAGAAAUAUCGUCCGCUGGUUUUGUGCGGUCCUUCUGGGAGCGGAAAAAGUACAUUGAUAAAAAGAAUAUUUAAUGAAUUUUCUGAUUUAUUUGGAUUUUCGAUAAGUCACACAACGAGAAAACCUCGAGCGAAUGAGCAAGAUGGAAGGGAAUAUUACUUUAUCAGUAGAGAAGAAAUGCAAAGUCAAAUUGAUGAUGGAAAUUUUCUUGAAAUUGCAUAUUAUGGAGGAAAUAUUUAUGGAAGCAGUAAAAAAGCUGUUCAGGAUGUGCAACUUGAGGGAAAAGUUUGCGUGCUAGAUAUUGACACGCAAGGUGUUAAGCAAAUAAAAAAGUCUUCCUUGGAUCCGAUAUUUGUCUUUAUUAAGCCACCAUCGAUCGCAGAACUAGAACGUCGAUUACGAGAUCGAAAUACAGAAACUGAAGAAUCUCUUAGUUUGCGAUUAACAGCAGCCAAAGAAGAAAUUGAAUAUGGUGAACAAUCAGGAAAUUUCCACUUGAUUAUCGUGAACAAUAAAGUUGAGAAGGCGUACGAAACAUUGCGAGAAUUUAUUCUAGCGGAAAUUAAAAAGCAAAAUGAUAAAAUGAUUCAAGUACCUGAGAAAAAGAAUCUUCAGAAAACAGAACUAGUUAAUUAGUAGGCGAAUUUCUCGUGCUUAAAAAAACAGCAGAUCGAGAAUUAAAUUAAAAUUCACCUAGUGAA